Messenger RNA from Neofelis nebulosa (Clouded leopard), 3823 nucleotides. It is a transcript of the gene BCAS3, whose product is annotated as BCAS3 microtubule associated cell migration factor. Gene Ontology annotation, molecular function: protein binding. Gene Ontology annotation, biological process: autophagy; response to starvation. The coding region runs from base 1 to 3165 and encodes 1054 amino acids. Gene Ontology annotation, cellular component: cytoplasm. The transcript has 28 exons. NCBI's taxonomy places the organism in Eukaryota, Metazoa, Chordata, Mammalia, Carnivora, Felidae. The record is from RefSeq and is a predicted model, not a curated record.
AUGUCCACGUGCUUUGUGCUUCGAACUAGCUGUCGCGAGAAUUCGAUCCACGAAGGUGUGCUGUCUGCAAAGGAAAAUAGACAUGUUCGUAACUCUCCCUACCUGCCUGCGUUCGCAACCGAACCUGACACCUCGGCUUCACCCAAACUUACAUUCUGUUUUGUUUUCCCUGGAGCCCCAGCGGAUUGGAUAAAUUCAGGAGGCGGGUCCGCCUCUUUUCUACUUGCUGAGGGCUGGUGGGGCUGUGGCUUUGGGGAGGCUUGGCGAGAACGAGGUGCAAGCAGCGUGAGGGGAGAGGGCUUGACUGGUUUAGUGAAUGAAGCUAUGGCUACAGAUUCUCCCAGAAGACCCAGUCGUUGUACUGGUGGAGUUGUGGUUCGCCCCCAGGCUGUCACGGAGCAGUCCUACAUGGAAAGUGUUGUGACUUUUCUACAGGAUGUUGUACCACAGGCUUACAGUGGAACACCUCUGACGGAAGAAAAGGAGAAAAUAGUCUGGGUCAGAUUUGAAAAUGCAGAUUUAAAUGAUACAUCAAGAAAUCUGGAAUUUCAUGAAAUACACAGCACUGGGAAUGAGCCGCCUCUGCUGAUUAUGAUCGGCUACAGUGAUGGAAUGCAAGUCUGGAGCAUCCCAAUCAGUGGGGAAGCCCAGGAGCUCUUUUCUGUUCGACAUGGCCCCAUUCGAGCGGCUAGAAUCUUGCCUGCUCCACAGUUUGGUACUCAAAAGUGUGACAACUUUGCUGAAAAAAGGCCCCUCCUUGGUGUUUGUAAGAGCACUGGAUCUUCUGGCACAAGUCCACCUUACUGUUGUGUAGAUCUAUAUUCACUUCGUACUGGUGAGAUGGUCAAGUCUAUUCAGUUUAAAACACCUAUCUAUGAUCUCCACUGCAACAAGCGGAUCCUCGUUGUAGUCUUGCAGGAGAAAAUUGCUGCCUUUGAUAGCUGUACUUUCACAAAAAAAUUUUUUGUCACAAGCUGCUAUCCUUGCCCAGGGCCCAAUAUGAAUCCUAUUGCUCUUGGGAGCCGUUGGCUUGCUUAUGCAGAAAACAAGUUGAUUCGAUGUCAUCAGUCCCGUGGUGGAGCCUGUGGAGACAACAUUCAGUCUUAUACUGCCACAGUCAUUAGUGCUGCUAAAACAUUGAAAACUGGUCUGACAAUGGUCGGGAAAGUAGUGACUCAGCUGACAGGCACGCUGCCUUCAGGUGUGACAGAAGAUGACGUUGCCCUCCAUAGUAAUUCAAGGCGGAGUCCUCUGGUUCCAGGCAUUAUCACAGUAAUUGACACUGAAACCGUUGGAGAGGGCCAGGUGCUUGUGAGCGAGGAUUCUGACAGUGAUGGUAUCGUGGCCCACUUUCCUGCUCAUGAGAAACCAGUGUGCUGUAUGGCAUUUAAUACAAGUGGAAUGCUUCUAGUUACAACAGACACCCUUGGCCAUGACUUUCAUGUCUUCCAAAUUCUGACUCAUCCUUGGUCUUCGUCACAAAGUGCUGUCCAUCAUCUGUAUACUCUUCACAGGGGAGAAACUGAAGCCAAAGUACAAGACAUCUGCUUCAGCCAUGACUGUCGCUGGGUUGUGGUCAGUACACUCCGGGGGACUUCCCAUGUUUUCCCCAUCAACCCUUAUGGUGGCCAGCCUUGUGUUCGAACACAUAUGUCACCACGAGUUGUGAAUCGUAUGAGCCGUUUCCAGAAAAGUGCUGGGCUGGAAGAGAUAGAACAAGAACUGACAUCUAAGCAAGGAGGUCGCUGUAGCCCUGUUCCAGGUCUAUCAAGUAGCCCUUCUGGAUCACCUCUGCAUGGGAAACUAAACAGCCAAGACUCCUACAAUAAUUUUGCCAACAACAACCCUGGCAACCCUCGGCUCUCUCCUCUCCCCAGCUUGAUGGUAUUGAUGCCUCUUGCACAAAUCAAGCAACCAAUGACAUUGGGGACCAUCACCAAACGAACAGGGCCUUAUCUGUUUGGAGCGGGGUGUUUUUCCAUAAAAGCUCCAUGCAAAGUUAAACCACCUCCACAAAUUUCACCCAGCAAAUCAAUGGGCGGAGAAUUUUGCGUGGCUGCAAUGUUUGGGACGUCCAGAUCGUGGUUUGCAAAUAAUGCAGGUCUGAAAAGGGAAAAAGAUCAGUCCAAACAAGUUGUCGUUGAAUCUCUCUACAUUAUUAGCUGCUAUGGGACCUUAGUGGAGCACAUGAUGGAGCCACGACCACUCAGCACUGCCCCCAAGAUUAGUGAUGACACCCCACUGGAAGUGAUGACAUCACCUCGAGCCAGCUGGACUCUGGUUAGAACUCCUCAAUGGAAUGAAUUGCAACCACCAUUUAAUGCAAACCACCCUCUGCUCCUCGCUGCCGAUGCAGUCCAGUAUUAUCAGUUCCUGCUUGCUGGCCUGGUUCCCCCUGGAAGUCCUGGGCCCAUUACUCGGCAUGGGUCCUAUGACAGUUUAGCUUCUGACCAUAGUGGACAGGAAGAUGAAGAAUGGCUUUCUCAGGUAGAAAUUGUAACGCACACUGGACCCCACAGACGUCUGUGGAUGGGUCCACAGUUCCAGUUCAAAACCAUCCACCCCUCAGGCCAAACCACAGUCAUAUCAUCUAGUUCAUCUGUGUUGCAGUCUCAUGGUCCAAGUGAUACUCCACAGCCCCUUUUGGAUUUUGAUACAGAUGAUCUUGAUCUCAACAGUCUCAGGAUCCAGCCAGUCCGCUCUGACCCAGUCAGCAUGCCAGGGUCAUCCCGUCCAGUCUCUGAUCGAAGGGGAAUUUCCACCGUGAUUGAUGCUGCCUCAGGUACCUUUGACCGGAGCGUGACCCUGCUAGAGGUGUGUGGGAGCUGGCCCGAGGGCUUCGGGCUACGGCACAUGUCCUCCAUGGAGCAUACAGAGGAAGGCCUGCGGGAGCGGCUCGCCGAUGCCAUGGCAGAGUCGCCAAGCCGGGACGUUGUGGGAUCUGGAACAGACACAGCCCUUGACGUAGCAGUAAAAAACACCACCCCCGAGAGACACGUGGCUGUGAAGUAUGUUGAACUACAGCGAGAGGGAAGCAUCGAGACUCUGAGUAACAGCUCAGGCUCCACCAGCGGCAGCAUCCCAAGAAACUUUGAUGGCUACCGAUCUCCACUGCCCACCAACGAGAGUCAGCCGCUCAGCCUCUUCCCUACUGGCUUCCCGUAGUACCAGCAACCUGCUUCUGACUGGCCGGCCCACUCACCUGCUGGGGGGAGGGGGAGAAGCCCCCCUCUUGGUCCUACCCUUCAGUCUCUGCUCCUCUUUCACCAACCACCUUCCCCAAGCUUAGUGACAACAGCCACCCACCCUCCCUGGAUGGAGAAGAGACCCUUCUCCAAAGCACCUUGGCACACUCUGACCUCUGUCCCCCAUCAGUGGGGCUGUGGCUGAAAAAGACUCUGCAGAAGUUCCGUCCCCUCCUCUGCACAUGAUGUCCUGCAUUGGAUCUGCUUUUGUAUUUUCUAACCAUACCCACAGGGGGCUUGGGAGGAGAGAGAGUGGAUGGCCCACCUGGGCAUUUUGACCCUGAGCAGACAGCUCUAGCCCACUCCUGGCUAUGAUAUGCACUGCCCAGUUUCCCUUGGCCAACCUCCCUUUGGCACAGGGUAAACUGAGGCCCAGAGUAUCAGGGAAGGAGGAAGGAAGGAGAAGCACCCCCCUUCCUCUUUUCUUUCCCCUUUGGCUCAUGGGAAGGAUUUGUCUUUUUUGUCUGUAAGCCCUUUUACCCUGGUCCUGUACUGUUGAGUGAAGGAAACCGUGGUUACCAAGACCCUGUCAAAAAGUGCACGUCUUGUCCAAUAAAUCACGCUGCAAUUGGUGUCUA